UCCCUCUGUCCCUCCCCUGUCCCUCUGUCCCUCCCCCUGUCCGUCUGUCCCUCCCCUUCCGGCAGCGAUGGCGGCGCUGGGGCUGGCGGGACUGGGUCCCGGCGAGGCCGCGGCGGCCGCUCAGGCUCUGACCCUGCCCGCGGAGAGCUACGGGAACGACCCCCGGCUGGAGCUGGCCUGGGCCGAGCGCGCUCACCAGCACGCCCAGGUGCACUUCAACCUGCUGCAGUCGGUGGAGCCGCGGGGGCUGAGCCUGACCCCGCUGGACGAGCGGAUCUACAGAGAGUUCCGGAAAAACUUCCCCGAGCUGCGCGUGGACGUGCUGGACCCCGAGGAGCUCAAAUCGGAGGCGGCCAAGGAGAAGUGGCGCCCGUUCUGCCUCAGCUUCCAGGAGCUGCUCCCGGAUUUCAACUUCGGGACUUUGCUGCGCCUGGACUCGAGCGGGGAGUACAGCGAGGAGAAUUCCAUCCUGGCCCCCAGGAUCCAAUUCUUCGCCAUCGAGAUCGCGCGGAACAGGGAGGGCUGCAACGACGGCGUGUUCAGGAAAUCGGGAUGAGCUCGGGAUUUGGGGGAUUUGGGGGAUUUGGGGACCCCAAAACUCCAUCUGAGAUUUUGGGAAAUCUCUGGAAGGGCUGGAGAUGGAAAUAAAGAUUUGAAAAUCCUGA
Messenger RNA from Catharus ustulatus (Swainson's thrush), 665 nucleotides. RefSeq names its product polysaccharide biosynthesis domain containing 1 (gene PBDC1). The coding region runs from base 68 to 556 and encodes 162 amino acids. Gene Ontology annotation, cellular component: cytoplasm. The record is from RefSeq and is a predicted model, not a curated record. Lineage: Eukaryota; Metazoa; Chordata; Aves; Passeriformes; Turdidae. The transcript is spliced from 6 exons.